Molecule: messenger RNA, 3225 nt
Organism: Raphanus sativus (radish)
Lineage: Eukaryota; Viridiplantae; Streptophyta; Magnoliopsida; Brassicales; Brassicaceae
Product: dynamin-2A
Exons: 22
Coding region: 291-3053 (920 amino acids)
Cellular component (GO): membrane; cytoplasm; microtubule
Molecular function (GO): microtubule binding; GTPase activity; GTP binding
Source: RefSeq, a predicted model, not a curated record
UAGAAGGAUCUGGAUAUUUUGAAAAUUUGAAUAUUGUCCCGUGUCUCUCUCUCUCUCUUUGAUUCUUCCGUCCUCUCUUUAUAAUACCUCUCUCUCUCUCUCGUCUUCGCUUAUCUCUCUCCCUGACGGAGACGACGGACCAAAAAAACAAAUCUUAGCUCAAUACCAUCACUAUCGGCACUCGUAACCGUCGUUUUCGCUUCUGGUCAGAUCCGGUUUAGUGACUCUCUUCUCUUCAUCCAGAUCUCUUAACUCUGAUCUCGAUUCACGAGGAGCUUUCGCAAGUCGAGAUGGAAGCGAUCGACGAGUUGUCUCAGCUCUCAGACUCGAUCAAACAGGCGGCGUCUCUUCUCGCCGACGAAGAUCCCGAUGAGUCCUCUUCUUCUCGUCGCCCAGCCACUUUCCUUAACGUCGUAGCCCUAGGCAAUGUGGGAGCUGGAAAGUCUGCGGUGCUAAACAGUCUAAUCGGGCAUCCUAUUCUGCCUACGGGUGAGAACGGUGCUACACGAGCUCCUAUAAUAGUUGACUUGAGCAGGGAGACUUCUUUGAGUAGCAACGCAAUUAUUUUGCAAAUCGACAAUAAAUCUCAACAAGUUUCAGCAACUGCUCUGAGACGUAAUCUUCAAGAUAGACUUAGUAAAGGAGCCUCAGGGAGGGAUCGUGACGACAUAUACUUAAAACUUCGUACCAGCACAGCUCCACCACUGAAAUUAAUUGACCUGCCUGGACUGGACCAGAGAAUUGUGGAUGAUUCAAUGAUUGAUGAUUAUGCGCAACGCAAUGAUGCCAUACUGCUGGUUAUAGUCCCUGCUAGCCAGGCAUCUGAAAUUUCAUCAUCUCGAGCCCUGAAGAUUGCGAAGGAGCAUGAUCCAGAGAGCACUAGGACAGUAGGCGUUAUUGGGAAAAUUGACCAGGCUGCAGGAAACUCGAAAGCCCUUGCAGCUGUUCAGGCUCUUCUCUCAAAUCAAGGACCGCCAAAAACAACUGACAUCCCUUGGGUUGCUCUUAUUGGCCAAACCGUUUCAAUUGCAUCAGCACAGUCUGGAAGUGGUGAGAACUCCUUAGAAACCGCAUGGCGUGCUGAGAGUCAAAGUCUGAGUGAAACUUUGACUGGGGCUCCACAAAGUAAGCUUGGCAGAAAUGCCUUGGUAGACACCCUUGCUAGCCAGAUACGUAGCAGAAUGAAGCUCAGGCUUCCAAAUAUCUUGUCUGGACUCCAGGGUAAGUCUCAAAUGGUGCAGGAUGAGCUAGCGAGGCUUGGAGAACAACUAGUUAACAGUGCUGAAGGUACAAGGGCUAUAGCUUUGGAGCUUUGCCGUGAGUUUGAGGAAAAAUUUCUUCUUCACUUGGCUGGUGGUGAAGGAAGUGGUUGGAAAGUUGUUGCAAGUUUUGAAGGAAAUUUCCCCAACCGAAUCAAGCAGCUUCCAUUGGACAGACAUUUUGACUUGAACAAUGUUAAAAGGGUUGUUUUGGAAGCAGAUGGUUAUCAACCUUAUCUUAUAUCUCCAGAGAAAGGGCUGAGGUCGUUGAUAAAGAUUGUUCUUGAGAUGGCUAAAGAUCCCGCGCGUCUUUGUGUUGAUGAGGUCCACCGAGUUCUUGUGGACAUAGUUUCAGCCUCUGCAAAUGCUACACCUGGACUUGGUAGAUAUCCUCCUUUCAAGCGAGAGGUUGUAGCUAUAGCAAGUGCAGCACUUGAUGGUUUCAAGAAUGAAGCCAAGAAAAUGGUCGUUGCACUAGUUGAUAUGGAACGCGCUUUUGUACCACCUCAACAUUUUAUCCGUCUUGUGCAAAGGAGAAUGGAAAGACAACGUCGCGAGGACGAGCUUAAGGGUCGAUCUUCUAAGAAGGGACAAGAUGCUGAGCAGUCCCUUUUAAGCAGGGUCCGUUUUUCAUUCCAAGCUUCUAGUCCUCAGCCAGAUGGGCCCAUAGCUGGUGGUAGCAUGAAGUCAAUGAAAGACAAACCUAGUCCGCAAGAUAAAGAGACGCCGGAGGUCUCUGGUCUGAAAACUGCUGGACCUGAGGGAGAGAUAACAGCAGGAUACUUGAUGAAGAAAAGUGCUAAAACAAAUGGAUGGAGUAGGCGAUGGUUUGUUCUAAAUGAGAAAACUGGAAAGCUGGGCUAUACCAAAAAGCAAGAAGAAAGAAACUUCCGGGGCACUAUCACUUUGGAGGAAUGCACUAUUGAAGAAAUACCCGAGGAAGAAGUAGAAAAAUCGAAGAGUUCGAAGGACAAGAAGGCAAACGGACCUGAUUCAAAAGGACCGGGUCUUGUAUUUAAGUUAACCUGCAAGGUUCCCUACAAGACUGUAUUAAAAGCUCACAAUGCUCUUGUGCUUAAAGCUGAGAGUGUAGUCGAUAAGAAUGAAUGGAUUAAUAAGUUGCAAAAAGUCAUCCAGGCUCGAGGAGGCCAAGUAGGCAAUGUUUCCAUGAGACAAAGUUUUUCAGAUGGUUCACUUGAUAAGAUGGCUAGGAAACCCGUCGAUCCAGAAGAGGAACUCCGGUGGAUGUCCCAAGAAGUACGGGGUUACGUUGAAGCUGUCCUUAACAGCCUUGCGGCCAAUGUUCCAAAGGCUGUUGUUCUCUGUCAAGUGGAGAAAUCAAAAGAAGACAUGCUGAAUCAACUAUACAGUUCCAUCAGUGCAAUAGGCAAUGAGAGGAUUGAGUCACUGAUUCAAGAGGAUCAAAACGUCAAAAGAAAAAGAGAGCGGUACCAGAAACAAUCUUCUCUUCUUUCUACGCUCACGAGGCAACUUAGCAUUCAUGACAACCGAGCGGCUGCUGCUUCAAGUUGGUCUGACAACGGUGCAACUGAAAGUAGCCCAAGAACCAGUGGGGGUUCUUCAGGGGAUGACUGGAUGAAUGCCUUCAACUCAGCUGCUAAUGGAGCGUCGGAUUCAUUGUCAAGGUACGGAUCGGGUGGGCACAGCCGCCGCUACAGCGAUCCUGCUCAGAACGGGGAUGCAUCAUCGUCAGGCUCUGGUAGCAACCGCCGCAGUACCCCGAACCGGCUGCCACCAGCACCACCUCAGAGUGGUUCAUCUUACCGGUAUUAGAAGUUUAGAACCUGAAAGAAAAGAAAAAACAGGAGACGGAGGGUUUUGUAGAAUUUUUGUUUUACUACAAAUUAAUUACAAAAAUUCUUACAAAUCCAAGUUUAUUGGAUAUAUAUCAUUUGUAGAAAUUUCUAUCAAAUCUUCUUUUAUUUAAAAUUUUUAGAUUUCGUCA